GGACCGGAUUUAAGAAAAUGAGAAUACUACUGGGAUUGGUCGGGCGGGGAAGGUUAUCAUUAUUUUGUUUGAGUGAUUCAUUAUUAUGUAAUUUUAUACCAUUUUGCUAAGUUUUUAUCACUGUGACUAAGUGGAAAGAAGCGCCGCAAUGUUUAAGUUCUACAAACAAUGUCAGUGAUUUGGACAGACCGUGUUUUGUGCAUUUUUGUAUCAAAAAAGUAUAGUUGUGUGUUAUAAGAUUGGAAAUAAGUUCCAACAUAAUGCCGUUCGAUUUUCUGUGCUGUGUGAGACCUGGCGUCGAAGAUGUUGUGGAGUUGGACUAUUCGCACCAGUCCUUAGUUGACUUCCCCACUGAAGUGUUCGUGUAUGAAAGGACGCUUGAAACUCUCUACUGCCAGAGUAAUCGUGUGACGGAACUCCCGCGCCAACUGUUUAUGUGCCAUGGAUUAAAAUACUUGGAUCUUAGUGAUAAUGAAGUGUCAACUAUACCAGCAGCCAUAUCUUCGUUAGUAAAUCUUCAACACUUAAAUAUUAGUAGGAAUACAUUAACAUCAAUACCAGAAAACAUGAAAGCACUAAAGUAUUUAGCUUUCCUAGACCUUAGUGUUAAUCCCUUGGAGAAACUACCAGAUGCUAUUACAAACCUGACUGCAUUACAAGAACUGUACCUAAAUGAUACAUACCUGGAGUAUCUUCCAGGCAAUUUUGGACGUCUAGCGAAUUUAAGAAUACUGGAACUAAGAGACAAUUAUUUAAUGAUUUUACCAAAGUCACUGUCUCGAUCAACCGAAUUACAGAGAUUAGAUAUAGGACAGAAUGAUUUUCAACAAUUUCCUGAAGUAAUUGGAAGAUUUGUCAAGUUAAGAGAGUUAUGGAUUGAUAACAAUAAUUUGACAUGCAUUACAUCUGUUAUAAAACCAUUAGAAAAUUUGAUACAUUUGGAAGCCAGUAAUAAUAUGAUUGAAGAACUGGCGCCUGAAAUUGGAUAUUGCACACAAUUAGUGGAUAUAACUUUAUCAUUAAAUAUCUUAACACAGUUGCCAGACAGCAUUGGACAGCUUUGCAACUUAGCCACAUUGAAACUAGAUAAUAACAGAUUAUAUUCAAUACCAGAGAGCAUAGGACAACUAGCUAAUCUUGAAGAGUUAAUGCUCAUGUGCAACUACUUAGAUAAAAUACCGUCUUCUAUUGGACUUCUAAGGAAAUUGAAAUACCUGAACAUUGAUGAUAAUAUGUUGACCGCAAUACCUCCAGAGAUAGGGAGUUGUACCAAAUUGUCCGUGCUAUCCUUACGAUCAAAUAAAUUGACUAGAGUCCCUCCAGAAGUUGGUCACCUGACUUCAUUACGAGUGUUAAACUUAGUAAGGAAUUCACUAAGUUGUCUUCCUCAGUCCUUGUUGAAUUGUGAUAAUUUAGUAGCCCUCUGGCUAUCAGAAAACCAAAGCAAACCUUUAGUGCCUAUGCAUUCUGAAGUAGAUCCUCAGACAUAUGAACAAGUCCUCACUUGUUUCCUCUUUCCCCAAGUGCCUUUAACUCCUAUUGAAAUGAAAUUGGAAAAUGAUAAAUCUGAAAAUGUUGAAGCCAACUCUUCAGCCCGUCAUAUCAGUUUUGUUGACAUGAAAGCAGCUCCUAAAGUGACAGAAAAGCCAGGUCAGCUUAAGCGAGCUCCAACACCUUAUCCAAAAGAAUUAAGAGCAUUAGCAAAGCAUGCUAGAAAUAUACACAAAGAUGGUACUCAAGAUGUUACUCCGCCUAUGCAAAAUGCAGUACAUAUUAAAGCUGCUAAAAUAACACCUACAUUACAACAAAGGUUCGCAUCAGACAACAAAUUAGAAAUAGAAAACACAGGAAAAGGUAAUUCAGGCAAUACAAACAAAGAUCCGCUUAUGAAAACAUCCGUUUAUGAUAAUCUUACUGCUGAGAAUGCUUAUGAUAAACCACUGGAUCUUUCAUAUGAACAAGAUAAAAGUUACAAAAGUGUAGAUCAUGCUUUGUAUCCUGAAAAUACUGGGAAUCCUGGUGGUGACUUUAAAUCAGAAAAUGGUGAUAAUUACCUUUUACCUCAGAGACAAUAUAGCUCCAAACAGACUGAUAAAUACAGUUCUAGACAAGACAUGGAUAGAGCAAAUGUACCUUUACCCCAAAAUGUAUACCGUGGCCAUAUAGAACAUAAAAAUUAUCCAUUACCAAAUGAUGUUAAUUACAGAGUUGGGGUUGAUGAGUCGCAUAAUCGAUUACAGAGGCUGAGCCUUAGUUCACAAGAUAGGCAACCUGUCAAUGAAGCUAUUCUAUCGCCACAUUUUAGUGAAACUGCAUACAACACUAGACCAAUCAUGGAAAAUAUAUCUCCUUAUGAUCCACUAUAUGCUAGGAAAGAUCACAUAUGCCAUUCAGUGUCAGAGAAUAAUUAUCAUGAAAGUAUAUAUGAUAGCGACAAUUGUGCGCGUGCCAAAGAUAAAAUUUAUGGGCAGCGGAAUUAUGAUGCCUAUAAUUACCACUCUCAUGGGAAUCGUGAUUUGCCAAGUCCUAGGUUACAUACUGUUAGUCAAGUAGUUAGUUCAACUACUAUGCCAAAUUUAAGCAGUUACGGUAACGUAUAUCCAGGUGCUGUAGUAGGUCAUGAAUACUCUACAGCCCUUCAUCAACCACAGCCCCAAAACGCCAAUAUUUAUGGUAUACCGGCAAGUCCUACUUACGUAUCCACGCAGUCCCCAGAAUUAUACUCUCCGACGGGGCAUACUAACUCAACUAAUCCAUAUCGAAUGGCUACUACACCUUUGAUAUCUGAUGAUGGAAGUUACAGUCACGUUCAUUCACCGACUAGCCAAAAUAUGUAUGAUUUAUAUGAUUCCAUUCCGGCUUCAUCUAAUCCUCCGAGUGUGGUUAACCACCGACAUAGUCCUAGCAUUUCUGAGCCAGUUUACGGUCGAGGUCAACCUCCGCCUUAUCACAUUGCAGCUCCGUACACGAAACACGCACAGUAUUUCAAUGGCACGGGUGGAUAGUGGUGUCUGCAACCGGGAAAGCCGCGAACUUUCCUGAGAAUGCACUCCUGUGAACGUUAUUAAAGUUAGUUCCAAAUAUUUGGUGAUUUAAUACCUGUUUUGUAACAUUGGUUUUGUUCUCUGCAUGUGCAAUUUAAAUGUGAUAUAAUUGUGUAAAAUGAAAAUAUUGUUGUAGUAGAAACUAAUAUUAAGGUGCUAAGGGACGAAACAUAUUUGUUGUUGGAAAAUUAUCAAAUGAAUAUAAUAUUAAAAAAGUUGAAUUUAUUCAAAUAAUAAAUUAAAAAUAAUUACGGUUUUAAUUUAAUGUAGCGCGUAUUUAGGAAGUGGUAGGUACUGAUUAAGUACGAAUGUAACAACUGUGUUGUUUAAAAAAUCGAUUGUAAUUAAGUAUUAAAUUCUGUCUGUUUAGCUGUAAUUAUAAACUCGAAUUUUUAUUAUAAAAUAAUCUGAUUGUAACAUACCAGUUUUAUAUUUUUUUUAGGAAAUGAAAGAAGUGAGAAUGUGUGUAUUUGUGGUAUUAUCUGGAGUGGCAAGGUGCUGUGCCCUAAACUAUGUACAAAGGGCCUAGUUUCCGGGUAAGCUACAGCUAAAUGUUGUAUCAUACCUAUUAUUUUAAUGACGAUAUUGUUUUGUAAUGAAUGUCUAUGAUAUAUAUUUUUGUAAUUUUGUGAUAUUUAUGAAUUUAUCGCAUAAUAUAAUGUUUUUUCUUACAUUAGUUAAGUCGUGUCAAUGUAAUAAGUAUUUGUAUGUAUCAACAAAGAUCCAUAUUUUUUAUGUUUUUAAUUGAAAUCAUCGUGCUACAUAUCAAUUAAAUAUUUAACCGUUAGCUUGUUUCUCCGUAACUUGUUAAUUACUCAAUCAUGCCCCUCGUUUACAACAGGGCUGGCAAGUCGAGUAUUUAUUUGUAUUAAAAAUAUCUCUAUUUCCUAUUUAAUACUUUCGGCUUUCAUUAUUUCUCUUAUAUAUUUAAAAAGUCGUAAAAACAUAAUGCCCGAUACAUUUUAGUUUAACCGGCCACAAUAAAAAUAACCGUUUUAUUCAUUUCGAUUUGCUAUGCGAAUUUUGCAUGACGAUGAUGGAACUAUGGAAGUUUUGUUAUUCAGUACAAUAGAUUUAAAAGUUUUGUACAAUAUUACCCAUAUAUUUACCUUCCGUAUCAUGCUAUAAAACCGCGCAUUUUUUAUAUACGAGUACAAUAAAUUAAUUUACUUGGUUCAAAAAUGAACUUACAUUUUUUAUGCUUUUUAUGAUUAUUCAUUAUGCCUUUACAAGUUUACUCUUCAAAUGUUGGGGUAUUUACCUUUACAAUGAGUACGUUUACAAAUACUACACAUCACACCUCGACCAGGAACAACAAUUUAUAGAUCACGCAAGGAAUUGUUCCGUGCGGGAAUCAAACACGCGACACGUACAGUCAUAUUUCAAUUUAUAGAUCACUCUUGAUCACAUCGUCUCAUUUUGUCUACUCUUAACGCCUGUGAUAAAAUUCUUAACAGCAGCUUUUUUUACACUUCGAUUGUCACUAUUCUAUCGUCAGUUUUGCCCCUCCGUCCAUUGCUUAUUUUUCGUCGCUUUUAUGACGCCUAUUUUUUUAAUUUUUUUUACAAUCUGCUGAUGCACAGCUCAGUUCUUUUUGCAGUAAAUGCACAACUUAUGAUUUAGAUAUUUAUAAUGCCUUGAUCGUUGUUUCUAUAUAUUUUUAAUAAUAUUUACCUAUCUUAAAAAUAUGUGGGCUUAUACAAAUACGUAUCUAGUAUAUUCUGACUGACUGUAAAUGUAUUUUUAUUCAAUUUUUUCUAUCUACGACUGUACUAAUGUUUGUAUUUGAGUGAGACUCCUAAAAUGGUUUAAUCACACCUCAGGUUACAUAGGCUGAAUAAAAGGUCCAGUUUUCCAUUUUUGAAAUGUCUAACGGUGAUCCUACACUGCUAUAAAAAUGUUUACUCACAUUACAUGUUUACGUAAGAAAAUAAAUCACAAUAUUAUCUAAUAAUUUAAGCUAAAGAAACGUAUGAUGUUUGUGAUCAUUUUUAACAGCAAUAUGGAAGCACCCGAAAAUUACCGUUGCGGACUGAAAGACCUGAUCUGGAUCAGGGACGUAAAUACUUUUUUAAUGUUAAAUUAUGUAACAGAUCAUACGAAUUUUGAAGUAAGCAAAGGCUUGUUGUUACUUUAAAUUCGAUUUUGCACAAAACAGAUGUCGCUUUGUUCGUUUAAUAUCUAAACGCGUACCAAUGUUGUAUAUGCUACUAGUUUCGAAAUAAUUAAUGUUUGCUUGAUUUCGCUGCUUAGUGCAAACUGUUUAGGGUUAAACAACUUAAACAUGAAAUAUUUUUUGUAUCUUUUUAAUAUUUUGUAACUAUACAUAAAUGUUCAGUACCUGUAUAAAUAAAUGAAUAUUAAUUUGGUGUAAUGCUCUCUACUACUAGCCUAUAGAUAGUAUUUGUUGGUAUGACUGUUAAGAGCGAUAGAAAUAAUAAGAAUAAUUAGAGAAAAAUUACAAGCAUUUGUUAUAUCAGUGACAUUCAUGAAUCUGUACUACUCCGCCAUCUUAGAUGUGUUGAGUAUUACCUAGAGCAAACAGUAGGAUCUUAGUCAAACCUUUUUAUAAGUACUUUUGCCGAAUAAACUAGAUAAUUAUGUACAUACAAGUUACAAAAUUGUUAGAUAAGAUAUAAAUAAGUUCGCAGAAAAGUAAAUUUGUUGAAUGAUUGUGUAACUAAGUACCUAGGUAUCAACCUAAUUUGUGAGUAGGAUACGUAGUUCAGUGUUUUCAUCCAUUAAAACAUUGCACAUUUAAAAUUUAUAAUAAUUACACUUGUGUCAUAUUUUUGUUGAAUUAAAAUACUACAAAUGUUGUACGUUAAAAUAAAUGUAUGUAUUUAUAUAUACCUACUAUUAGACUUGUAUCGAAUUUCCAGUUACGUUUUUCUACGUAUAUAAUUAUUCUAAGAUGAUUCAUGAUGCUGAUGAAGGUCCUCGGAUCUUAUGUUGUAAUGAGAUAAAUACUUUUUUAUAAACCGAGCCAAUGUCAUGAAUAUAAUUUAUUUUUUAAUAUUUAUUUACAUAUACGAGUACAGAGUAUACUGCCAGCUCUUUAUAAUUAUACCUAUUAAAUUCUAAACGAGGAAAAUAAUAUUUUAUAAAGAAAUGAAA
Spodoptera litura is the source of this 6161-nucleotide messenger RNA. RefSeq names its product leucine rich repeat containing protein 7 lap1 (gene Lap1). Gene Ontology annotation, biological process: receptor clustering; cell-cell adhesion; neurotransmitter receptor transport, endosome to postsynaptic membrane. The record is from RefSeq and is a predicted model, not a curated record. Lineage: Eukaryota; Metazoa; Arthropoda; Insecta; Lepidoptera; Noctuidae. Gene Ontology annotation, molecular function: protein kinase binding. Gene Ontology annotation, cellular component: postsynaptic density; basolateral plasma membrane; adherens junction.